AACCAUUUGGAUGUGGAGUGCACAGUGCUCUUUUAGACAGAGAGCCUAGGACACAUGCUCAGUCAUGUGAGCUUAAUUAGACGCCACACAGGUCCCCGUCUCGCCACUCUUUUUCUAACACCCGACCCCUUGCUAUCACUCUGUCACUUUUGUUCUUUAAUACAGCUGCAGAUUGUACCAGUGGGUUUUCUUUUCCCCUUCUGGAAUGGAUAUUUACUACUUGGUUUUUUAGCAUUGUGCAGUCCUAAGGAUUAACUAAACCCUAACGUUAGGUCCGUUUGAUUUGAACCCACGUGUCCCGGUCCAUACAAAUCCUCUUUCUUUUCCCUCACCACACACACAGAGGCAGGAAUCUGAACCAGAAACGACUGGUACAUCUAGCAGUUUUCACUCUCAACCAAAAUGCCAUGUUUUGAAAAUAGAAAUGCUUGGAGGGGAAAAAUGCUUGAAGGGUGUGUUCAAGGCACACGGGAUUGUUCCCUUGGGUGCUCAGAGGCAGAGCUGCACUGCAACCUGACUGCUCUAACCCGUGUUUGUGCUCUGCUUUCGAACCUCAUCAUCGGAUAACACCGUAGGAGGAAAUCAAGGAUCGUUACACUUACGUAUCGAACCGAUCCUUCAGUAGUCGGUUCAUGUUUCAGUGGGAUCAUGGCCUAUCGCUACGUAAAGCAAUCCCAUCUGAUGCCGAGGCUGAAAGAGUCGAGGUCUCACGAGUCGUUGCUCAGUCCCAGCAGUGCAGUGGAAGCUCUGGAUCUCAGUAUGGAGGAGGAAGUGCUCAUCAAACCUGUGCACAGCAGCAUCCUGGGACAGGACUUCUGCUUCGAGGUAACUACAUCAACAGGAAGUAAAUGCUUCUCUUGUCGGUCAGCAGCAGAGAGAGAGAAAUGGAUGGAGAACCUCAGGCGAGCCGUGCAUCCCAACAAGGACAACAGUCGUCGAGUGGAGAACAUGCUAAAAUGUUGGAUUAUUGAAGCCAAGGACUUGCCAGCCAAGAAAAAGUACUUCUGCGAACUGUGUCUCGAUGACACGCUUUACGCUCGGACUACCUGCAAGCUCAAAACGGACAAUGUUUUCUGGGGUGAACACUUUGAGUUCAACAACCUGCCAUCAGUCAAGAGCAUCACCGUGCACCUUUACAAAGAGACGGACAAGAAGAAGAAGAAGGACAAGAACAACUAUGUGGGCCUGGUGAACAUUCCCGUGGGCGCAGUGACAGGACGACAGUUUGUGGAGAAGUGGUAUACGGUGAGCACUCCCAACCCCAGCAAGGGCAAAGCGCCGGGGCCCAUGGUGCGCAUGAAAUGCCGCUACCAGAGCAUGAGCAUCCUCCCCAUGGAGCUGUACAAAGAGUUCGCUGAGUACAUCACCAACAACUACAUGCUCCUCUGUUCAGUGCUUGAGCCUGCACUCAGCGUCAAGAGCAAGGAGGAGAUGGCCUGUGCACUCGUGCAUAUUCUCCAGAGCACUGGCAAGGCUAAGGACUUCCUGACUGAUCUGAUGAUGUCAGAGGUCGAUCGGUGUGGCGACAACGAGCACCUGAUCUUUCGGGAGAACACGCUGGCCACCAAAGCCAUUGAGGAAUAUCUCAAACUGGUGGGCCAGAAGUACCUGCAGGAUGCUUUAGGCGAGUUUAUCAAAGCGCUGUACGAAUCAGAUGAAAACUGCGAAGUGGAUCCGUCAAAGUGCUCCUCCGGCGACCUGGCCGAGCACCAAGGCAAUCUGAAGAUGUGCUGUGAGCUUGCUUUCUGCAAGAUCAUCAACUCCUACUGGGAACCAACCCGAGUCACUGGAGGGUUGCACGGGUCAGUGCACUCUCAGUGCCGGUCCCAAGCCUGGAAAAUGGGGAGGGUUGCGUCAGGAAGGGCAUCCAGGAGCAGCCGGAAGAAGGGGAAAAAAAUUGUGUUCCCACGCGAGCUGAAGGAGGUGUUUGCAUCCUGGAGGCAGGAGUGCGGUAACCGCGGCCGGCCGGACAUCAGUGAGCGGCUGAUCAGUGCCUCGCUCUUCCUGCGCUUUCUGUGUCCCGCCAUCAUGUCCCCGUCGCUCUUUGACCUCAUGCAGGAAUAUCCUGACGACCGCACGGCGCGCACGCUCACCCUCAUCGCCAAGGUCACGCAGAACCUCGCCAACUUCACCAAGUUUGGCAGUAAGGAGGAGUACAUGUCCUUCAUGAACCAGUUCCUGGAGCACGAGUGGACCAACAUGCAGCGCUUCCUGCUGGAGAUCUCCAACCCAGAGACCAUCUCCAACACAGCAGGCUUCGAGGGCUACAUUGACCUGGGCCGAGAGCUCUCCACACUCCACUCGCUGCUGUCUGAGGCUGUCGCUCAGCUCGACCAGAGCACGGCGACUAAACUGGGGCCUUUGGUACGGAUCCUGAGGGACGUAAACGUGGCCCUGACUAACCCCACUGGAGCGCCGAUGUCCUCCCCUACAGAACGCGUGGGUUCUCCAAGCAUGCCCGGCUGUAGCGUCUCAACCGGUCUGCACAAGCUAGUCAUGGACUCAGAGCUCAGCGGGUUGGUGGAUUUCACCAGGCUGCCCUCUCCGACCCCUGAGAACAAGGAUCUGUUCUUCGUGACUAGGGCGUCAGGAGUUCAGGCAUCUCCAGCUCGCAGCUCCAGCUACUCAGAGGCCAAUGAGCCAGACGUGCAGAUCUCCAAUGGCAGCAAGAGCCUGUCCAUGGUGGACCUACAGGACAGCAGAAGUGUUGAGAGCAGCGCCAACACAGUGUCCAGUGACCCUACCAAUGACACACAGGGCACCGGGGCUUGGGUUGCCCGUACUCUGAAAGGUGGCACAGCUGGAGGGCCUACCCUGAGGAAGAGUGGGCAAACACCCACAACACCAGGCGUAGAGAGUGCCCCAGGCCGGCCACAGCUGCUAGCUCCUCUCUGCUUCCAGAACCCCGUCUACCAGAUGGCGGCUGCUAUGCCAGUGUCUCCACGUGGCACUGCUGAUUCAGGUUCAGAAUGCCAAAGCUCCACCGGUUCCCAGGGCAAUCCUGAAGAUGUGGCCACACUAGGGAUCAAGCCCACAUUCAUCACACAAGCCAGCAUGGGCACAGGGUCUGGAAGUGGAGGAGCAGGAGCAAGUAACGCUGAUGACUUUGCACGACGCUCUGGUGAGUUUACACGAAGACAGAUGUCUCUCACUGAGUCCCAGCACCAAUCCAACGUCCCACGACAGAACAGUGCUGGCCCACAGAGGCGGAUCGAUCAGCCUCCUCCACCCACAGUCACUCGAGGACGCACUCCUCCCAGCAUGCUCAACACUGCACCCUAUCCACGGCCCUCCAGUGGCAGCAUGAUGUCAUCGUCAUCUCCUGACUGGCCCAGCAAUGGAGCCAGGCUGAGGCAGCAGUCCUCGUCUUCUAAAGGAGACAGUCCCGAGACCAAACCUCGCACACUGCACAAACAGGCCCCAUCUCCAGUGAAUCCCAGCGCUCUGGACCGCACGGCUGCGUGGUUGCUAAAUAUGAACGCGCAGUAUCUGGAGCAGGAGGGAAUUGACCCAGAUUCCAAACACAGGGAAGACCUCCUCAACAAGGAUGAGCUCAGCCAGGCUGAAAAGUAUCAGCAGGAGAUCAGCAUGCUGCAGGAGCGUCUCCGGCUGGCCUUGAAGAAGCUCGAGGAGUACGAGUCACGUCUGCAGGCCCAGGAUGAUCAAACGCAGAAGAUGCUGCUGGAGUACCAGGCUCGGCUGGAGGAUGCUGAGGAGCGACUGCGCAGGCAGCAGGAGGACAAAGAACUGCAGAUGAAAAGCAUCAUCACCAGGUUAAUGUCAGUCGAGGAGGAGCUGAAAAAAGACCAUGCGGAUAUGCAGGCCAUCGUUGACUCCAAACAGAAGAUCAUUGAAGCCCAGGAGAAGAGGAUAGCAUCUCUGGAUGCGGCUAACGCUCGGCUGAUGAGCGCUCUGUCUCAGCUGAAGGAACGCUACAGCAUGCAGACACGCAACGGCAUCUCGCCCACCAACCCCAGCAAACUGCAGAUCACCGAGAACGGCGAGUUCCGCAACAGCAGCAACUGCUAGCAACGACACACAACCCUGUUGGGUACAAGGGCUACGGGUAAAAAUAAAUAAAUAAACAAAUACAUAAAUAAAUAAACAAACACAAGCAGUGGAAUACAAUCGGGACUCUCUGGACUUCAGCUAAAACACUCGCUCUUCAAUCUGAUGGCAGAACUUGUUGUGGGAAAGGUAACAAUUUUGGGCUUUAGAUUUCAGAGCGACUGAUGGGACAGGUUUAAUCAGUCUUACGUUUGUUAGUAGUACAAAAUAACCAGAAAACCAGGCGUGUGAAACCUAGUGAUCAAGAUCAGCUUUCUUAGUAGACAUAACAUCAGUGGUACGCUUCGUUGACCCGUGUGUGUUUUCAUACAGAAUGAACAAAGCAAGCAAAGACGACAAACUGAAUGACUGAAGACUGAACCUGGUGGUGAAAGUGUGAUUUUAAUUGGAAAGUUUGCUAGUUUGCAGCACGCUAAUAAUACAAAUGUAUAUUAUUAUUAUUAUUAUUAUUAUUAUUAUUAUUAUUAUUAUUAUUAUUAUUUGUCAGAGCACUUUAUUUAAGUGUUUUUUGAUUUAUAUGAUUUCUGGUAGGCCAAAUGUAAAUGUAUUUUCCUUUCUUACUUACGUUGUAUUUUUAUUUUUUGCAUGUCUCAAAGCUACCAGAGCUAGCAGUAUAUUUUGUUUGUUUGUUUGUUUAUGUUUGUGUUGGUAAGGAGAGAUCUGUAAUUCCUUAGGGAUUUUUUUUUUUUGCCUAUUUUUUUUUUUACAUUUACAGUUUAAUUUAACUUGGUUUGUAUUGUUGAUGUACAUAAAACAUACACUAUGAUUUUUUUUUUCUUUUUUCUUUCUUUUUUUUUUUUUUUUUUUUUUUUUUAGCAGAGCAGAGGGAUAUUUUGUACAGUGUAUAUUCCUGUUCCUAUUCCUGUGUUAAAUUCCUCAGUUCUGUGAUAAACGUGUCAGGCUUCGGCUGUAAAUUCAGGUGCCGCUUCUAGAAACAGCAGAGCUCUGAGAAGCUUUGCGCACGCAUUCCUCACUCAUAACGCUAAUCUCGAGCUGUGGCUGUGCUGUGGCGUGGGUAGAGGAAAAAAAAAAAAAGAAACACUUAUCAAUGUUGUUCUUGUGUAGGGAGAAAACAGAAAUCAUUUCCCCCUGGAUUUAAUGCAUCAGUGUUUAACCAUUAUGCACUUUCUAGCAGUAGGGAUACGCUCCUUAACCAAAAAAAAACAAACAAACAAAAAAAAAAACAGCACAACAUCUUGUAAUAGAGACUAUCCAUGGACACACAGAUAAACGUGUAGCAUUGAAAGCGAGUGAGGAAAUGAAGAAGGCUGUGCAUAUGAUUCCCCCUCCCCCCUCAGGUCCAGUUUGUGUUCUUCCAGUCUUAUUAGCAACGGUUCUAACAGUUUUUGAACGCAGCAUGACAUUAAAUCUUCAGGCUCUCCACCCUGCUGAGGAGCGCUCUGUCUCUUCUUCAGAGACGCACCUAUUUUGCUGCGUUGAGUUUUUAGCCCAGGUGAACUGGGAUUUCUGACGGUUUUGUAGUGGUAUUUAUAUGACUGUUUGAGGGUGAGAAUGAACAAAAUCAUAGGGAAACAAAAAAUAUAUAUAUAUACAUCUAUAUAUAUCACAAAUUGCAGUUUCUUCAACUCCUUCCUUAAAAUUCAUCUCCCGAGCUGAGUUGUAAUUAUGACUUUGUGUUUAACUUAUACUUUAAUUUAUCUCCAUGGUCAUUUAUUUUAUUGAAUACUACGUAUUUCCAUGUUCGACUGGCCCCAGAUGUUUUCGAGCGUUUGUGUUUAUUGAGUUGUGAAUUAUAUGAUGGAUGUCAGGUAGCUGAGAUUCACAGACACUGGAUUCUCGGUAUCGCUGUUCUGAUAAGUGGUCUUAAUGUGCCCCUUCCGUUACACUAAACAUCCAUCCGUCCCUGAACUGCUACGCUUGAUACGCAAAUAUUUUGUUUACAGAGAUGAGAAAUUGUGUUCUAUAUAAAAUAUUAUAAUAUUAUAUUAAUAUAAUAUAAUAUACAUAUAUAUGUAAACCAUUGCACAUAAGCUUCCUCGGUCUUAUUUCCCUGUUGAAGGCAAUAGUACUACACACACACACACACACACACACACACACACACACACACACACAUCAUAAUGUAUUCCAGUGAUCCUGUUCUGCCACCUUGUGCACGGUGUCUUCUUUUACCAGGUAAAGCAGGCCAUAACAAAGUUCUUCGUCUGUUUUCCCCUUUCUGGCAUGCAAAAAAAGAUCAACUUUGUUUUUUUUUUCUAACAUCUCACAAAGCCUUUUAUAUGUAUGUUUAAGAGUAAAAUUUGCUCCAUGUAAAUACAUCAAGAGAAAAAAAUAAACAUACUAGUAUAUGGAGAGUCAUUUGUGUUAAAGAGAAUGUUCAGUGCAAUUAAUGUACAAUUGCCACUAGAAUUAUUAAAGUUUAUUUAGCUAUUUCAAAGGUC
Ictalurus punctatus (channel catfish) is the source of this 6470-nucleotide messenger RNA. It is a transcript of the gene dab2ipa, whose product is annotated as DAB2 interacting protein a. The coding region runs from base 649 to 4029 and encodes 1126 amino acids. The record is from RefSeq and is a predicted model, not a curated record. The transcript has 15 exons. Gene Ontology annotation, biological process: regulation of GTPase activity. NCBI's taxonomy places the organism in Eukaryota, Metazoa, Chordata, Actinopteri, Siluriformes, Ictaluridae.